CAAUCUUCACUUCAAGUUGAUCUCAAUGUACUUUUAGCUUUUAGCCUCGUCUGCAGAGAUGAACCUGCUUGUCUGCGUUGUAGCGCUGGGCAUCUGCGUGAUGCAGGCCAAUUCCAACCCAUCAAGUCUGGGUCGUCCCUAUCUUAUGGAGUGUUUUAAAGAAGCCAAAAAACUGGUGGAUGAUGCUUACAAGUAUUCGCGAGAAGAGAGUCUGAGAAGAGUUCGUCGAGACAUCGUCUCUCCAACGGACAUCCUGCGCCUCAUGAAGCAGCCGCGUGGAGACUCCCGCUCGGCCGUGCGCUCGGCCGACUACAUGGACCAGACGCUGCGCCUGCUGCACGAGCGCAUCCACCGCGUGCACAAACGCUCGCUCAAUGCCACAGAUCUGCUCCCCCGUGAAGACCUGGAGGUUCUCUCGAAGAUCUCUGGAUGUUCAGCUAGGGUCAGCAAACCAUCCUGUCGCACCAUUCAGAACCUGGACAAGUACAGGACCAUCACCAGUGUCUGUAACAACCUGAAUAACCCUCGCCUGGGGUCCUCCAACAUCCCCUUCAAGCGAUGGAUCCCCUCUAACUACGAAGACGGCAUCUCCUUGCCCAUCGACUGGGACAGUGAACACCGCUACCACACCUUCCUUCUCCCUCUGGUCAGAGAGGUGUCCAACCGCAUCCUGGCGACGACGAACGAGGGCGUGGUCAGUGACACAAAAUAUUCCGGAAUGUUGACCCAGUUCGGCCAGUGGAGCGACCACGACAUCUCCCACUCCCCCUUCACCCCCAGCAUCCGCUCCUUCAGCAACGGCAUCAACUGUGACGAAAGCUGCCAGCGCUCCGAGCCCUGCUUCCCCAUUACGAUCCCCCCCAGUGACCCUCGCUUUAAAACUGGACCGAACAGCUGCUUACCGUUCUUCCGAUCUGCACCCGUAUGUGGAACUGGAUAUUCGGACUACGAUUUUGGCGGCGUGGCGAACAAGCGGCAGCAGAUCAACACAGUGACGUCGUUCACUGACCUGAGCACGGUGUACGGCUCGGAGGAUCAGCUGGCAUUGGACCUCCGCGACCUCACGAGCGACGCGGGCCUCAUGCGCGUCAACGACAAAUACACAGACAACGGCCGAGCGUUGCUUCCCUUUAGCCCCCUGAAGGCUAACAUGUGCGCUACACGCAGGAGAAUCACAAGUAAAAGCACUGCAGAGGAGGUGCCCUGUUUCCUAGCAGGUGACGUGCGUGCCAAUGAGAACGUUGCCCUGACGUCCCUCCAAACCUUGUUCAUGCGAGAACACAACCGUCUGGCGCGCGAACUGAAGAGGAUAAACCUGCAGUGGGACAGUGAGACCCUCUACCAAGAGGCUCGUAAAAUCAUGGGCGCGUACAGUCAGGUGUUUGUAUACAGGGACUACCUGCCCCACAUCGUAGGUGACUUGGCCAUGAAUUCCGGACUGGGCAGCUAUCCAGGCUACAGCUCCAACGUGGACCCCAGCAUCGCCAGUGCGUUUGCCACCGCUGCCUACCGCUUCGGACAUCUUGCUAUCAAGCCUGUCCUAACACGCCUCAACGACAACUACCAGGAGAACGACCACAUCCCAACCGUGCCGCUCUUCAAGACCUUCUUUACCCCCUGGAGGCUCGUAUUCGAAGGCGGGAUCGACCCUGUGAUUCGAGGUCUGGUUGGCAGUCCUGCGAAACUAGGUGCUCAGGAACACUUGAUGGUGGACGCGGUACGGGACAGGCUCUUCGAAUUUGUCACAAACAUGGCUCAGGACCUGGCGUCGCUCAACAUGCAGAGGGGCCGGGACCACGGCAUCCCUGGCUACAACGAGUGGCGUAAGCACUGUGGGCUGUCCGAGCCAAGCAAUCAGGCAGAGCUGGCUCAGGUACUGAACAACACAGACCUGGCGACAAGGUUCCUGAAGCUGUACGGAACACCCAGCAACAUCGAUGUGUGGGUGGGAGGCGCUGCGGAACCCUUCGUCCAAGGAGGCCGUGUUGGCCCUCUGUUCUCCUGCCUCAUCACCAACCAGUUCAAGGAAAGCCGUCAGGGAGACAGGUUUUGGUACGAGAACCCGGGCGUGUUCACCCCCGCCCAGAAGACGGCGCUGCGCAGUGCCUCCCUGGCCAGCGUCAUCUGCGAAAAUACAGGCAUCACCAGUGUCCCCAAGGACUCCUUCAGCCUGAUCACCGCCAGAAACCCCCUGGUCCUUUGCUCAAACAUCCCACGCAUUAACCUCUUGCCCUGGAAGGAGCAGCCAGGCAAAAGGGCAUCAUCAGGGACAAACGAAAUACUUGCAGAGAUUAAAGCUGAGAUCAAGGAGCUGACCCUGGCAGAGCAGGCCCUACUGGGUAAUGAAGUGCCACAGAUGGAAGAGGACAAUGAGGUUCCCAAGGCAUGAGAGGUCAACAUGGCCCUCGGAAAAAAUAUUCUAAUCAAUGAAACCUAUUGCUUUUUUGUGUCCAUACUGGUCAAUUUCGGUCACAUGACAUCCGGUUAUCCCCCUAGUUGACUUAAUGAUGAAUUUGUGUCGUGCACCAUACCACAAACAGCUUCUUCCCUCUACGCCUUCUUUUCUGUGUGAAAAAAUGGAAGCCCAUUUCUUUUUUCUUUUUUAAAAUGUAAAAUACGGGUGGCUGAUUUAAAAAAUCUGCUAUCCUAUAGAACCCCUGUUUUUCCAUGAAAUAUAAUACACUGAAAUGUUUAACCACAACUCUGACAAUUGAAUUACAGUAUUUACUUUGAAAAUACUUUGUCGGGGCUGAUUGUAUUUUACAAUGGACGUUUUAGGCCUUCCUUGUUUUUAUUUUAUUUUUCAAAUAAAUGAAUUUGCGCAAAUACA
This is a messenger RNA of Gadus morhua (Atlantic cod), 2830 nucleotides long. RefSeq names its product eosinophil peroxidase. Gene Ontology annotation, molecular function: heme binding; peroxidase activity. The transcript is spliced from 16 exons. Bases 59 to 2389 code for a protein of 776 amino acids. Gene Ontology annotation, biological process: response to oxidative stress. Lineage: Eukaryota; Metazoa; Chordata; Actinopteri; Gadiformes; Gadidae. The record is from RefSeq and is a predicted model, not a curated record.